UGCAAAAAACAACGAGGAAAUCACCCUGCCCCACAGCAUAACCUGUGCCCUGUCAGACAUGUCACUUUACAAGUCAUUUGGUCGCUAUGAUGCACUGUGCCUCAUCGUUCUCCAGGGAGCACUUUCACUAAACACCGACGUUUGAAAACACACACACAAAGUUUAGAAAUGAUCCGGAUCAACAACACCCAAUACUUCCACUUCCUGCAGCAUGCAAAUGUCCUCCGCCGCUCUGGGUCGCUGUGCGACGCCGUCAUCUCAGUGAAGAGUCAGAUCUUCAGAGCUCACCGGCUGGUGCUGGCCUGUGCCAGCAGAGCGCUGGCGCAGCGCCUGGCCCAGGGCGACGCCGACAGCCCGGUGCACUGCACUCUGGAGUACUUCUCGCCCCACACCUUCCAGCAGGUGCUGGACUUCACCUACACCCAGGCCCUGGACGUGCCGGUGGACGACCUGCGCCUGCUGCUGCGGGCCGCCCAGCUGCUGGAGAUGCAGCAGCUGGAGGAGCAGUGCAGGAAGCAGCUGGACACUCUGGACUGCAGGGAGGCGGCGCAGCCAGCCAAAGAGGUCAAAGAAGAACAGGAAAGCACAGAAGAGAGAAACGAAGACGCAGCUCAGGGGGACAAACCCCAAGAGGCGUCUCCGCCGGAGGAGGCAGAGGACAUUACCACUGUCACAAAAACACUUUUACUUUCUGAUUGUCAGAGGAGCCGCAGCAGCCCUCCGUCCACAGCGAAGAAGUCCAGACUGUCCCCGAUGCCGGCGCUGUGCCGAGACAGCGUGAUCACCAGGCCGCUGGCCGGCAGCUCGUCCUUCUCGUCUCCCUGGACGUUCUCGGCCCACAUGAGGGACUCGGUCAGCACCCUGAGACGGAUAACCGAGAACUUCAUCUCAGCCCACCCCCUCCAGUACCCCCACCAGGCCUCUGUAGCGAACCCCUUCUCCCUCUCCACCCCCCACGUGUUCCCCCUGCUGGGCUCCCACCUCCAGGGCCCGGUUCAGAGGUACGUGAUGGACUGCUCCAGCUUCCAUCCGCGCUACAACCAGAACCUCUACGCCGAGUCCAACAAGACCAGCAGCGCGCUCAGGAGGAAGCAGGCCGCUCACCGAGCGUUCACUCCGAGCGCUCAGAGCGACAAGCCGAGCGACGCCCGGAGCUCGCCGAGCGUCUCAGACUGCAAGCGCUGCGACACCAGUGCACUUUAUGAUGCUGCGCGGCCGGAAUCAGCCUCCUCGCGAUCAGGUAAAAGCUGCACAGGAUGUCGGCUCUGUGGCAGCAGAGAUCCGCUGCAGCCCGAGCCAGAGGCCAGAAGAAACCACAGAGGGGAAAAACCGUACCAGUGUCAACACUGUCCCAAGAAGUUCAGUCUGAAACACCAGCUGGACACACACCACCGCGUUCACACCGGGGAGAAACCCUUCGAGUGCCGCCUCUGCGGCCAGCGCUCCCGGGACUACUCAGCCAUGAUCAAGCACCUGCGGACUCACGGCGGGGCGGCGCCCUACCAGUGCACGGCGUGCCUGGAGUUCUGCAGCAGCCUGGUCGCCAUGCAGAGACACGUCAAGAGCCACCCGGUGCAGGACUUCCCCCCGAACUGGAACAUCAGCAGCACCUAUUUGUACAUUUCCCACAUUUGACCCCGAACCUCCAGGACGUCGUCGCUGCCGCGGCCUUCAGGCUGCGUGUGUGUUGUUGUGUAUUUGUAUUAUAUUAAACAGAGUUAAACACAAACUCUCCUUGUGAACCCAGAACAACACUUUAGGCUUUAGAGCAGUGCUGUCAAACGCGUUUCAGUUCACCGUCCACAUAUAGACCGAUGGAGGAAUAAUAAUAAACUUUAAAGUUUUACAAUAGUCUAAGUGGGUAUAGUCUAAGUCUAAGUCUAAGUCUAAAUUUCAAGUCAAAGCAGUUAACUGGCUUUAAGUUGCUGAUGAAUCACAACGCCUGUUAGAUAUAAUGUCUGAAAAUGUGAGCCUGACUUGAGCGAGGCGUGAUGCGAACAUGCUGUGUCUCACGUUAACCCGGUUCCGGCUCAAUGUUGCACACUUUGCAAACCUCUGCUCGAUACAAAAUGAAACUGUUCAUUUUCGUAUUCAGGUUGAUUUUAGAAUGCAGCCCUGAUUUUAAAAACAAGUGGAAACAGCAGUUGAUCAUCCAUUAAAGUGACGCAGGUAUCUUCCCUCUGACUUUCACUAUUAUUGGCCUGGUUGUGUAAGCUCUCUCUCCGGGGCUGACCUGGGUGAACAGCACCCCCUUCAGGACAAACACUGAAACUUUUUU
Messenger RNA from Salarias fasciatus (jewelled blenny), 2278 nucleotides. It is a transcript of the gene zbtb32, whose product is annotated as zinc finger and BTB domain containing 32. Gene Ontology annotation, biological process: regulation of transcription by RNA polymerase II. Bases 169 to 1635 code for a protein of 488 amino acids. Lineage: Eukaryota; Metazoa; Chordata; Actinopteri; Blenniiformes; Blenniidae. Gene Ontology annotation, molecular function: RNA polymerase II cis-regulatory region sequence-specific DNA binding; protein binding; DNA-binding transcription factor activity, RNA polymerase II-specific. The transcript is spliced from 5 exons. The record is from RefSeq and is a predicted model, not a curated record.